AUGAAUUGUUACUUGUUGUUUAUGAUUACUUUUCUCAUCUUUCUAUUUUCUUGUGUUUCAGCAAGUAUUCCUUUAUUAUUGGUUGAUGGAAAAUGGACAAUUAGUGGAAUGAAAGUUCAAAAAGAAACAGGAAAUACAAUUCAUCGUUUUGAACCAAUGGAUAUUAUUGCUGUUUCAAAUGAAAAUCGAAUGAACAUUACAAAUGAAAAUACUUCUUCAAAAUAUUAUUUAUUUGCUAUUAACUCUACUUCCUUUUUAUUUGAAAGUGAUGGUCCUUCAUUUGACUCAAAGUAUCUUGAAUAUCCCUUUAUUUUUUCUAUAUUGCCUUAUAACAAUAUUUUUUUCUCUUCUUUUCAAGGCUGGAAUCAUACUUGGAUUGAUAUUGUAUUAACUAAUCAAGCAACAACAAUUACUUUAUCUGCAUAUACAAAUACAUCAAUUACUUUAUUAGUUGCAACAAAAAAUAUAGAUGAUGAACGUUCAUUCUUUAAAAGAUAUUAUUUGUUGUUUUUAGUGUCAUUUUAUCUUCUUGCAUUUAUUAUUCCUAAUUAUUUAGCCUCUUCAUGUAAAAAAUAA
This is a messenger RNA of Entamoeba nuttalli P19, 576 nucleotides long. RefSeq lists its product as hypothetical. The coding region runs from base 1 to 576 and encodes 191 amino acids. The record is from RefSeq and is a predicted model, not a curated record. The transcript has a single exon. NCBI's taxonomy places the organism in Eukaryota, Evosea, Mastigamoebida, Endamoebidae.